GAUUUCACAGGGAUGUGCAUGGUUCCAUAUAAAAUCAUACUAGAUCUUUAAACCCUUCAACCUUGGGAAAAGAAUCCCACAACGUUUCUGAUCCAGGAAGAACUAGCAGUGAGAAGCAGCUACCUUUUCCAGAAACUGGUUAACUCCGAGAGAGCAGAGGCACCGCAAAUCCGAAAGCUCCCAUUCUUCCGGGUUGCUCCCAAGCUCCGCCUUCUCUAAAGAGGCGCGUUAGUCCGUUUGAAUCCUAACCAACUCCUCUUUAGCGCCGCCCUUGAGUGUUUUUGCCCCGCGCUCUUUAGUUGGUUUCCCGGCUCCUCGUACGCCGAGGAAAGAGUUUAGUGGAGUGAUUCUGCCCUAAGCGAGAUUCACUUUGUAAAAACACUGUUUGUGUUUUUUAUUGUUGUGAUGGGGUCAGAAAGUCUCAUGAUCCUUUAUGAAGAUAAUUCAGUGGAAGUCCACUAUCCAGAUGCUUCCAGAUUGCUCCUUUCUUCAUGUGGAUCAGAGUUCUUAUUUGAAAAGGCUGUUCCUCCCUCUGCUCACCCAGUGCAGCCACCGGAAAGAGUUCGUCAGAGGACACCGUUUGCUAUUAGUCUCUAUCGGGAACAGCUCUUGCGGGCAAUAGAUUUCCGAAAUCAAUAUUCUGAGCGACCCUAUUUACCUUCAGACAUUAUACCUCCAGAAAAGAAACAUGUUAUUUUCACAGAUGUCACUGAAGCCCAAUGGCCUGGCCUUCAUGCGGCUAAUGAAGAAAUGUGUCUGCUAAAUGGCAAUGUGAAAGUCACGUCUUUAGAUGGACAUGCUUCUCUUCUUUUACCAGAGCUUCAGCAAGAAUUCACGGUGGAGUUUUUAUGCAAAGUAAGCAAGGGACUAUCAACCCCAUUAUCGUUUUCAAAGAGGAGCUCCUGUAAGUCAACCCAAGAAUGUUACAAAAGUUCCAGCCAAAGCUCUGACUUAAAAAUGUGUUCAAGGCUGCUAGGGACAAAAAUGAAGGACGAUGUAAGUAUAGAACAUUGUGUACAAGAGAACAAUUCAAGUGCUGUGCAAAAAGAUAAGAUAUCUCAGUCUUCCCAGAAGAGUUUAUUUGAAUAUUGUAGGGUUAUACAGCAUAUAUCAGUAUCAUCCUGCCCUGAAGAAUGGAAGUACCCUUUGUCAUUAGCAUUAAGAAUCAAUCAAUCAUAUAAUGGAAAUGAAGUUGGCUCUAAUAAAAGAAAGAAUGAAGUUGAUAGCCUAAGCCUGGAUCUUGCUAAUGAAUGCAGAAUGGCUAACACAGUUACUUAUUUACCUUCAGCUUUACCUCUCAGUUGUCAUGCUCCAUUUCUACACAGGUGGGUCUUCACUGAUUUUUUUGGACAAAAACAGGAAGAGGAUGGAUAUCACUCAUACUCACAGCCUAUCAAAGUACUUUGGAGCAAGGGUAUUAUUUACAGGUUUUCUCUUGGACUUAGAAGCAUAGAAAUUUAUCCUGGUGAUGGAUCAGUCUUUAAAUCAGGAGGUUUCUUUUUGGGAAAAUACUUCACUCGUUAUUGUAUUAAUCAACAAACGAAACAGAGAGAAGAAACCAUGUACUCUGUAAGCGGCCUACCACCUGAUGUCCCCGGGAGUCUCUACUCUGUACGGACAAUUAUAACACAAUCAGUAAGAGUUCUUCAACAUGAUCUUGAAAACAUGCUUUCCUUAACACAUAAUUAUAAUGUUUGCUGCUGGAAAUUGUCUUCUGAAACAGGUGGAAGAACAGUGUUACCACUCCCUGUGGCUGAAACAUUUGUUUCUAAUGUAGGAAGAUUCUUUGCAUAUUCAGAUAAGAAAGUAUAUGCUAUAUUUUGUGAUGGGACAGUGCUGAAUAUGGAGUGGGAUUUCAGUUUUCACUCUGGAAGAUCACAGAAUCCUCAAGAGAACAACGCAGGUUGGUGUAAACUGACUUGUCCUGAAGGAGCACAACAGCUUUUCCAGAUUGAUCAUCCUGGGCCCUAUGAGAGAUAUAUCACAACAGUGGUGGAAUGGUGCAAAAGCCUGAACAAGGACAAAGGGUCAUGUAUCAAUACAAAAGAAUCCAUUGAAGAACAAAGCUGGUCAGUUGCUGCUGAGCUCGAAAAAAUAAGACGAUUCAAUUUUUUAGUCGAGAACAGCAAUAUUCCAGGUAGGAUUUCAGCUGUGGGAAGAAAUCUGUCAUCCAACCUAGAUACAGAAAGUGUAUCAGAAGUCUUUUUGGCAGAGGAUGUCUGUCUCAAGAACAUAACUGAGUCUCUGGAAAAAACUUUGAAAGUUAUAAAUGAUAUUGACUCUCUUCUGGCUUCUUCCACAAAGUGUACUAUUGGAAUCAAAAAUAUUUCAAAGAAAGCUGUCCAUCUUUAAUCUGACUGGAAAAACAAAAGUCACUAACUUCACAGAUGAUUAUAUAAGAUUUAUAUAAAUUAUGACAAAACAAUUUAUUUUUAAAAGACUAAAUAUUCAGAUUACAAAGAAAUGUGAAAUGUGGCUUCACUGAGAUUCUCAUAUUCAAAUAAAAUUUACCAUGCAUGGAUAUUUUGCACUAUUGAUUUGUUUUUUUAUAGUUUUUCCAAUAUUCUUCAAAGUCCACAAAAAGGCCUAAUGAAGUCAAUAUGUUCUAAUCAAAGUGGUAUAAUAUUGAUUUAUAGCAUGUGCAUUUAUUUAAUGUAGCACUAUCACUUUCCACUCAUCCACUGUAAAUCACUUAGGUUACAUGGGUAAUGUAGAAAUUGGAUGGAUGGAUGGACAGACAGAUAGGACAGAGAAAGAGAAAACCCAAUGGGGAAUAGGACCAAAAUUAUUGCAUAGGAAGAGGAAGAAAUACAGAUAUAAAUUGAUUUAAUUGGUAAAAAUGAAGGUAGCAGAAACCAGGAAUAGGUCUUAAGUAGAAUAUUAAAAUAACAUUAAUAGGGUUGGGUUUUAAGGUGGAUCACAGAUUAUAUACAGCAGAAAUUAUAUAACUAAACAGUUAACAGGACAGAUAAGGAGUAUUGGAAAGGGUAGAAUAAUCAUACAAAUAAGUUCACACAUUUUGAUGAGU
Messenger RNA from Crotalus tigris (Tiger rattlesnake), 3028 nucleotides. It is a transcript of the gene CUNH5orf34, whose product is annotated as chromosome unknown C5orf34 homolog. The record is from RefSeq and is a predicted model, not a curated record. The transcript has 13 exons. The coding region runs from base 406 to 2352 and encodes 648 amino acids. Lineage: Eukaryota; Metazoa; Chordata; Lepidosauria; Squamata; Viperidae.